Molecule: messenger RNA, 222 nt
Organism: Anisakis simplex (herring worm)
Lineage: Eukaryota; Metazoa; Nematoda; Chromadorea; Rhabditida; Anisakidae
Source: the annotation of a GenBank genome assembly
AUGAUAUGUGUUGUUGUUGUUGUUGUUGCUGUUGUUGUUGUUGGUGGUGGUGGUGGUGGUGGUGGUAGACCUGAAGAUCGAACGAUAAGACGAAAGGUGUUGUGGGCGUUAAACGCCACACGUUAUGUGGGCGUUACCGUCAUCAGCUUACAGUUAGAACAACAUUCCCGAACUGAACAAGUGACGGAAGCAUCAGUGACGAGAGUGCACGAGAAUGAUUAG